Lactuca saligna is the source of this 1437-nucleotide messenger RNA. Lineage: Eukaryota; Viridiplantae; Streptophyta; Magnoliopsida; Asterales; Asteraceae. The record is from the annotation of a GenBank genome assembly.
AUGGCUGCUGACCUGAAUAAGGUGGUCGUAGUGAUGGUUCCACUACCAUUACAAGGCCACCUAAACCAGCUCCUCCACCUCUCUCGUCUUAUCGCCACCAACAACAUCCCAGUCCACUUCGUCUGCACCACCACCCACGGCCGCCAAGCCAAGCUCCGGAUCCAGGGAUGGAACCCCCACACCAUCUCCACCAUUCACUUCCACGACUUCCCUAUCCCUCCCUCCUCUUCUCUUCGUCCUCCUCACAACCCCAACUCCACCAACAACUUCCCUUCUCAUCUCCAGCCUUUAUGCGAAGCCGCCACCCAACUCCGCCACCCCGUAGCCUCCCUCCUCCGUAAACUCUCCCCAACCACCCACCGUCUCGUUGUUAUCCAUGAUUCUCUAAUGGGUUCUGUCGUUCAAGACUUCGUUUCUCUUCCAAACGCUGAAUCAUAUACUUUUCAUACAGUAUCAGCAUUCGCUAUUGCUUUAUACACUUCCAAGAAAGUUAGAGAACAAAUCCAGGAGUUAGUCGAACCAGAGGAUCUUACAAAAGACCUCCUCUCAUUCGAGGGUUGCUUCACUUCCGAGUUCAAUAAAUUCAUUUCACUACAACACGAGUAUACAAAACUAAGCUCAGGCCGCAUCUACAACACGUGUAAAGUCGUGGAGCAACCAAUUCUGGACCUACUUGAAACAGAGGCAAGAAAUCGAAACAAGUUACUUUGGGCUCUUGGACCCUUUAAUCCUGUGGACAUAAAAAGGUCAACAGUAGUCACGAAAAAAGAUGGUGGUCCAGUCCACGUCGACAGAUGCCUCAAAUGGCUUGACAAACAAGCAUCGAACACCGUGAUCUUCGUUUCUUUCGGUACAACCGUUUCAUUCUCCCAUGAACAAGUUCUCGAGAUUGCAACCGGGUUAGAAAGGAGCAACGUAAAGUUCAUAUGGGUGUUACGAGAUGCAGAUAUAGGAGAUCUUCAUUAUGAGUUCAACGAUGAAAUUAAACGUCGCUUGGAACUUCCAGAAGGGUAUGAAGAUCGAGUUAAAGAUAGAGGCAUGGUGGUUAGAGAAUGGGCACCCCAGUUAGAGAUCUUGGCUCACCCAUCUAUCGGUGGAUUCAUGAGUCACUGUGGUUGGAACUCGUGCAUGGAAAGCAUUUCUAUGGGUGUCCCAAUAGCUGCAUGGCCUUUACACUCCGACCAACCAAACAACGCCGUUUUGGUAACCAAGAUUCUUAAAGUAGGUUUCCUGGUGAAAGAAUGGUCCUCACGGCAAGCGCAGGUUGUGCCAGCAGCGGCGGUGGAGAAGGCGGUGAUGAGAUUGAUGGGUUCGACGGAAGGGCAGGAGAUGAGGAAGAGGGCGGUGGUUGUAGGCCGUCGAGUUAGAAACUCGGUGAGAGAUGGAGGCGACGCUCGGGUGGAGCUGGAAUCGUUCAUAGCUCAUAUAGCUCGAUAA